Neocloeon triangulifer is the source of this 1841-nucleotide messenger RNA. RefSeq lists its product as uncharacterized. The record is from RefSeq and is a predicted model, not a curated record. The transcript has 8 exons. NCBI's taxonomy places the organism in Eukaryota, Metazoa, Arthropoda, Insecta, Ephemeroptera, Baetidae. Bases 225 to 1385 code for a protein of 386 amino acids.
AAUGGCGCUCAAAAAAUUGUCUCCCUGCCAACAAGGGAGAGUGAGCGGCCAAUGUCACUGAUCAGCUUGCACCCCUUACCCCUUUCACCCCCGAAACACAGGAAUGACAUAAAAGAAGGCGUGUCGUCGCACGUUCUCCAGCCAGAGCACCACCGCAAAAAAUGUAAAUCAGUUUGCGGUUUUAUGUCGUUCAUGGCCAGUUGAGAGAGAGCCGGAAAAAAGUCAUGGUGGAGGUGCCUGGUCGGCGGGAGGAGCUGCUCCAAGGGCUGGUGGACAGGACGAGGUCAGGGCUGCAGUCUGUGCUGCGACCGUCUACGUCCAGGACUCGAAUCUUCAACGGACUGAGUUCUCGUCUCGAAUCUGCUCUCUCGAUUCGGUCCAACAGCUCAGAAUUGCAAACGCCUUCAACGCUCGAGCCACCAAAAAUGGGCCUUGACGAGCCAGAGACCGAGAUUAAAGUCAACAGCCCGAACGGAUCUAUUGUUGCUUGCGGCUCUGAUCCCUACGAGCGACUCACAUACAAAAUUGAUGCUCAAAGUAGCGGAUCUGACAACGAUGGAUAUGGGCCAAGCACACUCAGCGUCGAGUCAGAUAAAAAGCAAUACAUGCAGUCAGGUUCUGAGGGAUCGAUCCAGUCGUGGGCGUCAAGCCUAAGCCUCGACUCACAAACAGACGAAGCUACUAUUGAGGCUAUUGAAUUUAUGCGCAAUUUCGUAGCAACACUUUUCAGUGAUAGCAACUCAAUUACCAGGGAACAGAAAUCUGCCUUUGGCAAAUACGCCCAGGACGAGCCUGGGAGGUUGUGGUUUGCCCGCUUUGUCAAUGCUCAAAGAGCGCAACACAAACGAGUGCCUGAAUCGACCUUUUAUAGUUUGGCUCAGUACUUUGCAAUAAUUUUAUUUGAAUGUGCCGAUUCCGACGACUUUGGACCUGCAAAGACCUUGAUGAACAUGUGUUUCACAUUUUAUUAUGAAUCCAAGGGGCCCCCACCAAUGCGGCAGUACAUUUUUAAUGUACUCAAAGAACAGCCCAUAUUCCAUUCGCUGAGAUUUUGGAAUGCUGCGUUUUUUGAGGCUUUGCAAGGGGAGCGUUCAAUAAGACCUGUAGCUACAAGGGAAGAUGUGCUCAAUAAUCAGAUGGAAGCAAUUACAGACGAAAGGGCUUAUCAGGAAAAUAUCACGUUUGGGCAACUGGGGACUUUCACCAGUAACAUGCACGCCUUUGGACUUACAAAAGAUAUGUGCAUGGAAUUUUUGAGAAAACAGUGCACAAUCGCCAGUCUCAGUGAUGAACAAGAAAAAAUGCUUAGGGAUAAUUUGGAUGAUCUGUAUGUGACCGAGUCAUUUAGUGAAUUGACUCCAACCAAGUCGCUGUGGCAAUCGUGAAGAGAGAGAAAAAAAAAAUUAAUGUGACGAUCCAAUAUGUGCGAUUUCCUUGCCUGGUCAAUAACCAAUAAUAUCAUGCAUUUGAUAAUAUCAUUCAACAAUAAGCAAAAAGACCUUACAGAGAAGAAAUAAUGCGCCUUGAAAUUUGCUUGCGCCUUUAGCGAUAUUGAAUACUAGGGAAAACGCUAUGCAAUAUUUAAUCGCCAAAUGAUGUAGACUUUUAGUUUUGACAAUAAUUAAUAUCUACUUCCAAGCUGUAAAUUAAACGUAAAAAUGGUCAUAAAUUCAUUUGGUUUACUCAUUAGAUGUUGAAUGUGCUAUCCUGUGAUUAUCAAUUUUAUUAAUUAAUAUGUAUUAAACUAAUGCAAUUUUGUAAAUCAUAAAUAAUAAUUUUUAUCUCAAAGUGAUGAGUAAAAUAAAGUUUUUUUUUUGAUAAGGCAAAUAUAUUUUCAUAAU